Molecule: messenger RNA, 3123 nt
Organism: Entamoeba invadens IP1
Lineage: Eukaryota; Evosea; Mastigamoebida; Endamoebidae
Product: synaptonemal complex protein, putative
Exons: 1
Coding region: 1-3123 (1040 amino acids)
Source: RefSeq, a predicted model, not a curated record
AUGUCGACGUCACAAGAAAGAAUUUUAGAAAAUCGCGUGAAGGCGCUUGAACUUGUCAUCGAUCGAGUCGAGUCGGGGAAUAUCCCACACACACUCGACCUCCCUUCUUACACUUUUCCUCGAAUUAAAACAGAAGCUCUUCCAUCAACACAAUACACAAUCAAUAUUCAACCGCCCGAACAAUUUCAAAUUGUUUCAUUCGUCGACGAACAACAACACCAAAAUGUUCAACCCCAAUUGUCCGACGCAUACUUCAAAGAAAUCCUUUCAACUUUACCAGACGAAGAGGAAAGCGAAGACCCAAAAGUUGAAAUUGUUCUCAAAGAGAUGCAGCGCUGCGAAGAAACCAUCGAACAACAAAAGUUGAAAAUCAUUGCACUUGAGACAACGCUUUGUUACCUCAACGACGAGUCUAUUGAGGUCAAAGCAGUCUUUUUGAAGCAAGGCGAACUCGAGAUGGAGAAGAAAGUGUUACUUGAGAAGAACGAGAAACUUUUUAAAAAGUGUGAUUUGUUAACGAGUGAAGUUGAGAGUUUAUUGAAUGUCAGAGAAAUGAACGCGAACAUCACCGCGAAGUUGUCUGCGUUUAAAUAUGAGCUUGAAAAUUUAAUGAAAGAGAAGGAAGACCUUGUAGAAGAGAAAAAAAUGAUUAAAGAGAGUCUCCAAACGGCAGAAGAGAAGCUUAAAACGGCCGAGAGAGAACUUGUCAAUACGAAGGCCGACACUGAAAAGGAACUCACGCGACGAAUAAGUAUUGUAUCGUCUGACAAAGAAAAGAUGUAUCAAGGCGAAAGAAGUCGAUUUCAAACGACCAUCAACACUGUUCAAAGGCAACUUCAAGAGAAAGACACCGAAAUGGAAAAGAGAGUGCAAGAGGUCUAUGGACUUGUUAAUACGUUGAAAGAACAACUUCAAGAAAAAGAAAGUGAAAUAGAAAAGGAGAAAGAAAGAACCGCGGCGGCUAUUGAAAAGAGCAGCGGACUCAUUGCAGCGAAUGAAGAAACACUGUGUCAAAUUGUGAAAGAGAGAGAAACGUUUAAAUGUCAAAUGAAAGAACAAAAUGAAUUACUUCAGAAGACAAAAGCAGAGAACGACAAAAUGACUGCGCAAAUUUCGGAGUUUGGGAAUAACGUGAAUACCCUCAAGAACAAUUUCUAUGCAGAAUUUAAGAAGGAGAGAGAGAGUCGAAUUGUGGAAGUUGCAAAAUUGAAUACAACGAUUCAGGAACUUACAGACGCGAAGAGUCAAUUGGAGACUCAAGUUGAAGAACUUAAAAAACGCUGUGAAACGGCUGAGAACAAGUGUGUUAAGUCUGUGGUUCAACAAACAAUUGUUCCAAAUAAUAACACUCAACCGGUUCAAAGUGAAACGUUUAAACAAAACGUUCAAGCAGUUGAAACAAACUUGGAGAAUAAAGUUGUAAUCGAAGAACCAAAGCAACAAGUUAAAAUGGAUGAAGAACACAAAGUUAAAGAACAAGAAGUACCACAACUUGUUUCAAAAGAAGUACAAGAAGUCGGUAAGGACUUAGCAAAUGUGGAAGUAAAGGAAGUCCAAAAAGCCGUGGAUAAUACAGAAGAGCUUCGUAUGAAGAAAUUGGAAGCACUCCCAUUCUUUAAACCACCAACAAAUAACGUUUUUGCUAAUAAACCAACACAACAAAUUGAGAAAAAGAUGGAAGAAGAGAAUAAACCAUUAGCUAUUGCGAUUACUAAACAAGAGUUGCCUAUUAAAAGACAACCAGUUGAAACACCCGUCCCAAUCGAAAAGAAACGAGUUGAAACUGCGGAAGAAAGACAAGAAAGAAGAAGACGGAAAUUCAAUAUGCCAAUGACUCCAUCAUCAUCAAGCAUUGUCACAACACCAACAACUUUAAAUACAACGGUCGUCCAAACACAACAAGCGCCUGUGGUAUUACCAAAAAGAGUUGCUGCAGUCGACGAGGUAGUUGCUCAACAAAUUGUCCCACAACAAAUUCAGCCUCAAACACCACAACCAAUUCAACAACAAAGUAAUGUAGUGGAGGAGAAAAUUAUUCCGACUGAAGAAGUCAAAGAAGAGACUUUGUCACCAAUAAAAGCGGAACCAAAAGCUACUGAACAGAAAGUCGAAGACAAAACAGAGCAAAAGACUGAAGAGAAAGUUGGUGAAAAGGUGGAACAUGUUGAAGUGAAAGAAAAUGUCGUACAAGAACAACCAAAAAUAGAAGACCAAGUGAAGGAAGUACCACAACCAAUUGAAGUACAAGUACAACCCCAAACUAUUCAACCAGAAAACACUUUAACGACUGUAAAAGAAACAGUUCAAUUAACUAAUACAAUUGAGAAAAUGGACGAGGACAAAGGUUUGGAGGGGACAAAGUCACAACCAAUGGAAACACAACAAGAAAAGAUGGAAGAAACACCUUCAACGUUCUUUGGGUUUGGCGCCAGUGGUUCAACUCCAUUUUUCAAUUUUCAAAAAACACCACAAAGUGUAGAGUUUGGUUCUGCAUGUAUGGAUGAGGUGCCUGUGCAUGUUGGGAUGGAAGAGGAUGACACGAAAAAAGAGGAGAAGAAGACAGUGAUCGACGAGUCUACAAAUUUGGUGGCCAGGUCACAGUUUGGGAGUGAAAUGGUGACGAGUGCAACCAACUUCUUCACUGGAACGGAUUUUUCAAAGCCAACUUUUGAUUUUGGGAACAUCUUCAAUCAACCACCAAAGGAACAAACGCCACCAAUGUCUUUUGGUUUUGAUGAAUUGGCCCUUAGCGCGCCACAAACACAAAGUGAUGUGAUUGGAGACAAACAAGUUCUCAACACCGUCGAAGUAGUCAACGGACAAGAAAACGCCGAAGAAGAAAAUGCGGAAGACGGUGAUUUCGAAGACAACGAACAAGCAGAAAAGACAAAGAAAACACACAAUGAAGAAAUAGAAGUAGCAAAAGAAAUUGAAGAAGUCGUUGAAGAAGAAGACACAAACGAAGAAGAGAAUACCAACGCCCGACAAACCGGCAAUUUUUAUGCUCAACAAAGAAAAAUAAAGAAACAACAAUUAUUGAAAAGAGCUGGAAAGCCAAUUGUUGAAAAUAAAGGUAAACCAAAAUUUGUGAAAACAAGUCACAAAAAGGGUGGAAAAAAGUAG